Uloborus diversus is the source of this 1302-nucleotide messenger RNA. RefSeq names its product large neutral amino acids transporter small subunit 2-like. The annotation marks the transcript as partial. The record is from RefSeq and is a predicted model, not a curated record. Lineage: Eukaryota; Metazoa; Arthropoda; Arachnida; Araneae; Uloboridae. Gene Ontology annotation, cellular component: membrane. The transcript is spliced from 7 exons. Gene Ontology annotation, molecular function: L-amino acid transmembrane transporter activity. Gene Ontology annotation, biological process: amino acid transmembrane transport.
GUCAUACAAAAUAUUUGGAGAAUGCUUUUGAGGGCGAAUUCACUGCAAAAUCCAUAUCUCUAGCUUUCUAUUCCGGACUUUUUGCAUAUGGAGGCUGGAAUUACUUAAAUUUUGUCACAGGCGAGUUGAAAGACCCGUACAAAAAUCUUCCGAGAGCUAUCUGGAUUGGACUGCCGCUAGUUACUUGCGUCUACGUUCUCGUGAACAUCGCAUAUUUUGCUGUUGUCCCGUCAACCGAAUUGCUAGCUUCCCCUGCCGUUGCCGUGACGUUUUCCACCCUAAUGCUCGGACCGAAAGUAGUUUGGUGCAUGCCCAUUUUCGUUGCUCUCUCCGUGUUUGGAAGUGUGAAUGGAAAUCUAUUUACAUCUGCAAGAUUUUUUGCUAUGGGAUCACACGAAGGUCAACUUCCAGAAAUCAUUGGGAUGAUAAAUACCCGUCGAUGUACACCUGUUCCAGCUCUCCUUCUAACGUGUUUCAUGUCCCUCCUGAUGUUGACAACCAGCGACAUUUACGUCCUCAUCAACUAUUUGAGUUUCGCCCAGUGGCUGUGGACAGGUAUUGUGAUUCUGGGAUUGUUGAUUAUGCGAAAGACGAAACCUGAUCUGCACAGGCCCAUCAGAGUGAACCUCAUUUGCCCCUUGGUGUUCUUGUUAUGCUCAGUAUUCCUCACAGUCAUGCCCAUGUUCGCUGAACCGUUCGAAACUGGAAUGGUUCUCCUCAUCAUGCUCGCUGGAUUCCCCGUGUACUUGGUGUUCUUUUACAAACCGAAGAGAAAUGUUCCAGGAGAAGAAACUUUCAAUUCAAAAAUUACAAAGAUGUUACAGAAGUUACUGGAAGUUGUUACACCAGAUGAAAAGUUUUCCUAAUUUCUCAAAUUUUCAAACAUUCCAUGGUACCACGUGUGAGAGAAGCAGCUAUAAACUAAAAAUAGGGCUGAUGGCCUUAUUUUUGUUUUUGGACAAAUCAGCGAAUGUUUCACGUAUUUAUUAAACACGUAAAAUGUUGCCUAAUUGUUGAAAUAUUUUAUGUAUUGAGUGUAAUACAAUUUUUACGAAUUACGACUAAUUAAGAAAUAUUUUACAUAUUUUUGUUGAAAUCAAAAAUCAUAUGAAAGUGAUUUCUACCUAUAUUAUUCAUUGUUGUUAUGGAAACAGUUUAUUUUAUUGGUGCAUGAAUAUUUGGGCCUUGAGGCUAAGGUGAAAAAAAACGUAUUUGUUUUUUCUCAAAAUACUGACGCCAAAUUGUAAUUUAUUAUAAUUCAUAGUUUUUUGAAAAAAUAUAUUUUAUUAAAUAUUUUUAUGA